AUGGAUACUAGUAGUUCCAAGAGAGAUUCAUCUUCUUCUUCAUCUCGAUGGCACGAUUUUUCCACGAGAAUUUCAACAUCUUUAGCUUCAGCUUCACUCGAAUGGCUAUUGAUCCUUUUUCUCUUUAUUAGCGUUGUUUUCUCUUACGUUAUUACUAAAUUCACUUCUUACUGUAAACUGAAAGCACCGUGUUUAUUCUGUUCAAGAAUCGAUCAUGUGUUAGGUAAAGAGAAAAAUGGUUACUAUUUGGAUUUGAUUUGUAGUUAUCAUAAGUCUGAGAUUUAUUCUUUAGUUUAUUGUUGUAAACAUGAUUUGCUUGUGAAUAUUCAAGGUUUUUGUGAAACUUGUAUAUUGUCUGCUAAUGCGAAUCCUGAGAGUUCAAAAUUAUUAGUGGAAGAUGAAUAUGGAUCUUUGUUUGAUCAGGAUCAUCCGUUGUUACUCAGUACAAGUGAACGGGGACACUGUUCUUGUUGCAGUGAGAGAUUUGUUAUGAAUUGUUAUGAAUCAAGGACUAGGUCUAGGGUUGUUGAUUUUGAUGUCGUGGUUGAUGUUGAAAUUGAGAAAAUAAGUGCGAAAUCGGUUGGAGAUCACGCGGAUCCUUUGUCGCGUGUAGGUUAUACUGAACUUAAGAUUAGUUCUGAUACUGAGUCUCAAUAUGAAGUUGCUUUGUCAGUUAAUAAGCGUGUAAGUGUACCAGUUCAUGGAAGAGAUCAUACUGAGAAAGAUGUAAGGGUUCUGUGUCAAUAUGUGGAGCUUUGCAGUGUUGGUGAUUCAAAUGAGGAUCUGACUUCCGGGAAGCUUGGAACUUUGGCUUCUGUGUUUAAGCCGUUGUUGUCGGAAUCAAGAAUGCAAGUAGAAAAUAUACAUGUUGAUGGUUUCAAAACUGUAGCAGCAGUAGUGGAAAGUGGGAAUGGCUUGACAGAACUUAAAUGGAAGAAGAUUGAAAUAAGUGUUGUUUGUCCCUCCCCGAGUGAGGCUACUCCCUUCAAUGAUGUUCCUACAUUAUCGAGUAAAAUCAGAGUGCUUGUCGAAGUAUCAAAGGAAAAUGAUGAUUUUAGAACCGAUGAAGAGGGAUUAACGUCUAAGAAAGGACCCAUAGUGGACAGUGAAGAAAAUAUUAAUUCAGGCAAUAAGCUAAUAGCAUCUGAAGUAGGUAUAGAAUCAACCCUUGUUUCUAGUGAUAUUGGUCAACAAAAUCUGAAUUCACUUGAUCUUAGGGAUGCUUAUAAGCUAGUUGUCGGUAAUAGAGGAAGGCAGUUGUCUGGCAUGCUUGCAGAACAUUGGCUCGGGAAAGAUUCAUCAAGAGUUAAUGAAGAUUUGAAGAUAUUAAUGUCACAAUUCUCUGCCACUCGAGGGACUGAUAUGUCUUUUAAUGAUAUCAGUCCUAGGUUGUCUAUAAAUAGCAAAGAAGCAAAGAGUCAUGAUGUUUCCAACUUAACUGGAAUGCAAAUACUUCAAAAAAUGAUUUCGCUUGAGCAGAAUGAGUCUGGUUUGUCUCUGGAUGGAAGCAUUGUUGGUGAAAUUGAAGGUGAAAGUCCGGUUGACAAGCUUAAAAGACCAGUUGAUCAUGACAUGAAACUUAUGAAUGCUUUGUAUAAAAAGCUGGAGGAAGAAAGAAAUGCUUUUGCAAUUGCUGCAAGUCAAGCUUUAUCCAUGAUCACUAGACUGCAGGAAGAAAAGGCAACAUUACAUAUGGAAGCCUUGCAGCACUUAAGGAUGAUGGAUGAGCAAUCAGAAUAUGAAAUGGAAGCUUGGCAAAAUGCUAACGACCUUCUUGCUGAAAAGGAGAAAGAGGUAGAAGACUUGGAAGCGAAGGUUGAGUUUUAUAGGAACAAUUUCCCUAAUGAAAUGUUGUUGGAGAACACAAUGGAGAAAAACUCAAAAUGCAGGCAGUUAUCGCCAUUUUUUGGAUACAUUAUGUGCCAAAUAUCCAUAUGUUAA
Molecule: messenger RNA, 1941 nt
Organism: Vicia faba (fava bean)
Lineage: Eukaryota; Viridiplantae; Streptophyta; Magnoliopsida; Fabales; Fabaceae
Source: the annotation of a GenBank genome assembly